Temnothorax curvispinosus is the source of this 5327-nucleotide messenger RNA. Its product is annotated as nephrin-like. Gene Ontology annotation, molecular function: protein binding. The transcript is spliced from 17 exons. The coding region runs from base 941 to 3985 and encodes 1014 amino acids. NCBI's taxonomy places the organism in Eukaryota, Metazoa, Arthropoda, Insecta, Hymenoptera, Formicidae. The record is from RefSeq and is a predicted model, not a curated record.
CGUGCAGUCCGUCGCGUCUUUAUCCCUUCCACGAGUAGUUCCACGGUCGGCCGAGCGGAAAGUCACCCUCGGCGGCUACCGGUCGCGCGUACCCCGGCAUAUACAUAUACUCAACCGCUCCGAACUCCGAAGUUAUCAACGGGCAAUUCGUGCGGGGCGACGUGCGACGAGGCGCAGAUCGCGGAGCGUGCUGCGAUCGCUCCGUAUUUGAAUUCGAGAACACUUGUCAUCGAAAAUUUCGUGGAAUCCCGCGGUGGCGGUGGCGGUGGUGGCGGUGGUGAAAGUAACCGGCGACGGGGAGUUCUUUCGAAAAACUCGGCGGGACUGACGAGUCGAUCGUCGGCCCAGUCGGCCGCGAAAACAUUGUCGGCCCGGAUGAUCUAGAAGGUGCCAAUCGCGCGCUUCGCAACAAGUUGCAGGAGAGUGUGCUCCUUUUUCUUACCGAAUUUCCUCGCCUCCCCGUCUAUCUCUCUCUCUCUCUCUCUUUUCUUUUACGCGAGUGUGUGCGUGCUUUUCGUGUGUGUUCGUGAUCGAGAGGAUUAACACGGUGAUGGUCCUGCGUGAAGCUGCGAGGCAACGUUCUCGACGAUGGUAAUCGGACCUUCGAGCGUGAAACGGACUGUCGUGACGGGCGAUCGCAUUCGGAGGGAAUGUCGUGUGCUGUGAUUAUUAUCUCCAAGGAUCUUCUACACGGUUUGACGAGGAAAAAUCAGCUAGCGAAUAAGAAGAAUUUGUGGAGGGAAAGUUCGACGAUGAGAAUUUGAGUCGCGGAAAGUGCUUCCAAGAGUGCCUGGGUCCUGGUUCGCGAUUCUCGUCGAGGGGGCAGAAGACGACGGGUGUUGUAAAAAGGAAGCGAAGAGCGGGGCAAGUGUGUCGCUGACACGAGUUGACGCGACGCGACGUGACGUGACGUGACGUGACGUGACGUCGGGGCGUCGAGAUGCUUCGAGAUGAGAUGGCCACCUCCCUUGGAUCUCUCGCGUCACUUCUCACGCUUCUACUCUACGCUUGCAGCAGCUGCCAUGCCAGAAUAACCAAUCAGGAAAUCGUGACAAUGACAGAUGCGGAAGCAGUGGCAGGCGGAAUUGCUCAGCUACCAUGCGACGUGAAACCACCGCUCUCGGGGGACAAGCUGCACCUAGUUAUUUGGUAUAAGGAGGAGGCAGAUGCACCGAUAUACAGCUUCGACACGAGAGGGAGGGACAGCCCGGAUCAAGGCAAUCACUGGCAGGAUCACAGCCUAGAAGGACGCGCGUUCUUUAAGCACUCCGAAAGCCCCGCGAAACUUAUUCUGGAGAAGGUCCGGGAGAGCGACGCAGCUGUUUACAGAUGCAGAGUCGACUUCAAGCAGUCGCCGACGCGCAACAGCAAAGUCAAUCUAACGGUCAUCAUACCGCCGGAGCAGCUUAGCAUAUUGGACGAAGAUGGAAGGUCUCAUAUUCCUCAUUACAUCCUUGGCCCGUACAGCGAAGGAGCGUCUCUCAAUAUCACAUGUGUCGCCGCCGGUGGGCGACCGCAACCACGAGUGACAUGGUGGCAGGGAACUGCUCUACUGGACAAUAGCUACGAGACCGUGGAUGCUAAAAGGGUCCGGAACGUGCUGCAAUUGGAAAAGUUAGGCCGCGAACAUUUGCGUGCGUUUCUGACCUGCCAAGCCACGAACAACAACAUGGUGACACCGAUAUCAAGUUCGGUGUCACUUGAUAUGAACUUGAAACCGCUCUGGGUCCAGAUUCAAGGAGAGAACCGUCCACUUAGCGCCGGCAAGACCUACGAGAUAGGUUGCGAGGUUGUCGGAGCCAGACCGAGCCCGACGAUCACAUGGUCCAAAGGGAACAUGAUACUGCGAAAUGCACGGGAGACGACGAGUCCCGACGGCAACGUAACAACCAGCAUCCUCACAUUCGUGCCGAGUAUCGAAGACGCCGGAAAGUUUCUCUACUGUCGCGCCAGCGUACCAGAUAUUCCGGAUUCGGAGAUGGAGGAAGGAUGGAAGCUCAAUAUAUACCACGAGCCUGUGGUUACCCUCGAGCUUGGCAGCAAUUUGAAUUCGAGCGCUAUUCGGGAGGGUAUCGACGUUUACUUCGAGUGCAACAUCAAGUCCAAUCCCUGGGUUUACAAGGUUUCCUGGCGCCAUAACGGCAAUCCGCUGUAUCACAACACGGCGACCGGAACGAUAAUAAGUAAUCAGAGCCUGGUGCUGCAAAGUGUCACUCGCAGUAGAGCUGGGAUUUACACGUGCAUCGGCAAUAAUCAAGAGGGCGACGGCGAGAGCAAUCCACUGAACUUGGACAUAAAGUUCGUGCCAGUAUGCCAGCACGGCCAGACGAAGGUAUUUGGCGUGGCGCGACAGGAGACCGCGAGGAUCCCCUGCGAGCUAGAGGCGAACCCGUCGGAAGUAUCGUUCACCUGGAAAUUCAAUAAUACAAUGGAGGCGGUGAACAUUCCUCAGGCGCACGUCACGAGCGACCGUACACGCUCGACAGCAUCCUACACACCGAUGACCGAGCUGGACUAUGGCACUCUCCUUUGCUGGGGCAGCAAUGACCAGGGCACUCAGCUCGAGCCGUGCGUCUACCAUAUCGUGCCAGCUGGCCGCCCGGACAUGCCGCACAACUGCUCCUUGUUAAAUCAAACCACCGACUCGAUCUACGUGGAAUGCAUCGAGGGCUUUGACGGCGGCCUGCCGCAAAAGUUCACGAUGCAGGUGGACCGCGAGGCCGGGUCCGGCAAGAGCGGCGGCCCCACCACCAUCUACAAUCAGACGAGCAAGGUGCCCGUCUUCUCCGUCAGCAAUCUGGACCCCGGCAGCAACUACGAGGUUUCCAUUUACUCGACUAACGCCAAAGGUCGCAGCGAGACCGUGCAUUUUCGCGCCACCACCCUGAAUCUCCCUGAGAGGCGAACAGCAGGUGAGAGGCUGGCGCAACCACCCUCGCCGGAGAAUUGCACGAUCCGCGAGGAGAGCCGGACGACCGUGCGGGUGAGCUGCGCCGAGAGCGAGUACUUCGACGCGAACACGGCCACCUACGUCCUGCAGGUCUUCGACGCCGACACCAGACGGCUGCUGGCGUCCGCAACGAGCCUGACGCCGAGCAUGCUCGAGGUGACCAAUCUGCCGGCCGAGAGGAGCUCGUCCGGCCUCAUGCUGUCCCUCAGGAUCAUGACGGCGCACGCCAUGAGCGACGCCACGGUCCUCCACAGUCCGCACUUUGUUCAGGAGGGUAAUACCAAUAAGGAGCACCACCGUUACCCAGCCCUCACGCCAGUUAUGCUGUCGCUGUCUGGUCCGCUAUUGGGCGCGGUGGUAGGAGCCACGGCGGGGCUGCUCCUAGUGAUCUUCGUGAUCGUGCUGGCUGUCAAACUCCGCUAUCGACCUCGAUCUCAGGAGGACUCUCAUGACGACGGCGGCAUGGCGAACCUGGCGGCGUCGGGGACCGGCACCUCGUCCCCCCAUGACAAAUCGUCGACCUUGCCCCUCAGUGCCGAUAGCAUCGAGAGCUUUGAGAAGAAUCCCGAUAUAAUACCACACGCGAACGAGAAUUCAUAUGCAGAGCUAUGCAAGAGUGCAUCACCGCGAUACGUACUGCAACAGCAACGUCCGGAAACAAAUACCUUCACACCAGCAAACAACGGCACCGAGCUAACAUACGUCGAAUUAGCGCUAAGGGGAAACCGACGAAUACCUCCGAAUUGCUACCAGCCCGUGCAAAUCUCUAGCAUCCAACGGCCCCAGCUGCUGCCCAUGUCGACUUUGACGCGCAGACAGCCUAUCCAGGAGCCGACGAUUUACGCGCAAGUCGCCAGUCAUUCUAAACCGAUUUACGUGCCACCGCCACACCCGUACAUGAAUCGUUCCAGCGACGAAACUACGGCGGAGACACCGUUGAUCGGACACGACAAUAAGAUCACUACGAUCAGCCAUUCGGGCAGCUCAAUCUGGCGCACCGACCCGCCGCCUUCCUCGAACGCGCCAACGACAUGAUUUCAGCAAGCUGCAUCGUAAUUCACGAUUCCAUUUCUCUCCUAAACGUCUCUUAAUGUUCUCCCCUCCCUUCUCCCUCCUCCCCCCCUCCGCCCCCCUCGAGAAAGAAAAAAAAAUAAAAGUACACAUCGAUCCACGUACGCGUAACGCGUUAAGUGAGGAGGUUCUUCGAAGGAGGCGCCGCGACCCCCCGCCCCCCACCGGUAGAGAUUGUUAGACCUUUACUACGAGUGUUAUAAAUAGAGGAUUCGUUCGACGAUGAAAGUAAUUAAUGAAAUCGCGCGGAGUAUAUAUAUAUAAUAUAUAUAUACACAUAUAGAUUAUGCGCUUUACCGAAUGAUUUGUGAUAGUGGUUGGUUGGAGCCGGGAAAAGGGAUUGAACUGUUUUUCAACCGUCCGUAAAACUCGAGGCGGAGCGAACGCGCUAUUUUGAUCCCGAGGCAGAGCGUACGUUCACCGUUCCGUUCCGUCGACCGAUCGAGAAUUCGUUGUUCGAUGAAUGUUAUCGGAGAGUUGGCAAUAAUUACGUGUAAAAAAAAAAAUGCGCCGUUGUUCCGCGCGGCGCGGAGAACGGUGAGUUCCUCUGCAGUUUUUAACUCAUAUCUACAAUAUUCGCGAAUAUCACUUAUUUGAUUUUUCCCGCAGAAAAAGUCGACCCAAAAUCGAUUUAAAAAAUUUACGACAGAAAUUUUUAAAACAUUCUCUGCAAUAAAAAGAAGUUAUAUUCUCUUUCUCGUCUUUUCUCUAAAUAAUUAUCUAAUAAUAAUAAUCUAAUGCAGAAGUUAUUUCCAGAGCUUAUUAUCGUAAAUAUAAAUUUAGCUAGUAACGUUUAUAAUUGAACUCUAAAAGCGUUACAAUACUAAUUUUUAUUAUUUAUCGAUAUUGUAAACGAUAUUGAGAUAUGCCAAUAUGUCUACUCAAGUUACGUGAAAAAACGAAUUUUGGUUGUUGGAAAUGUUUGAUACGUUGAUUUUGACGAGUACUCCUAGAUACGAGUUAAAAAUCUAAAUAGCACUUCGUCCGCCUCUGCGUGUAAAUCAAACAACGCCGGUGGAAAUAGAUGGCGAACGCAACGAUUUAGUGUGAUUAGUAGGAUAAAGUUAGUCGCGCGAUUGUCUAUUGUUUUGAUGAUGUAAUCCAGCGUCUUCUGUACCGUCCUACGAAUUUUCGUUUGAUAUUAUUUUCGAGUGGGUUCAUUUAUAUGUAUAUGCUAUUAAAAUUUUAAUUGUUGAAAAAUUCUAAUUCUAGAUGUCCUAAUCAUUAUUUUACUAUCAUUGAACUGCAGUAUGUAGUACUUUCAAUUAAACAAUUUAUAGAUUUUUAAAUAAGAUAAAAAAUAUUU